AUGGCAGACAAGAUCCGGCUGGGCAUCAUCGGCGCGAACAUCCACCGGGGAUGGGCGGUGCGUUCACACCUGCCCGCCGUGGUGGCGAGUCCCGAGUUCGAACUGACCGCCGUCUGCACCACGCGCAUGGAGAGCGCCGAGGAGUCGCGCGAGAAGUUCGGGGCCCGGCUGGCCUUUGACGACUACCACACCAUGCUGGCGCACCCCGACAUCGACGCCGUGGCCGUGAGCCUGCGGGUACCGAACCACUAUGAGCCCACCGUGGCGGCCAUCAACGCUGGCAAGCACGUCUAUGUCGAAUGGCCGCUGGGCCGCACCACGGCGGAAGCCCAGGAGAUGGCCGAUCUUGCCCGGGCCAAGGGGGUGCGCAACAUGGUCGGGCUACAGGCGCGGGCCAACGCCCCGUUGUUGCAUCUGAGGGACCUGGUCGCCUCGGGCUACGUGGGGGAAGUGCUGUCCUGCCACGUCCGCCGCAUCACCGGCGGCUCGCUGACGCGGCAGUCCGACCGGACAUGGCAGCGGGACCGGGAGCUGGGCGCCAACACGCUGACCAUCUCCUUCGGCCAUACGAUUGACGCGCUCCGAAUGGUGGUCGGCGAUUUCAGCCAUGUGUCCACGGUGGUCAGCACGCAGGCCAACCAAUGGUUCGAGACGGACACCAACCAGAUGGUGGACGUGACAUCACCGGACAACGUGCUGGUCAGCGGCCGGCUGGCGAACGGAGCGGUCGCGUCCGCCCAUGUCGCCAGCAACCCGUGGUUGGACAGCGGCUACCUGAUGGAGAUCCAUGGACGGGACGGGACACUGGUGGCCACGUCGGACGAAACGCCAAAUCACGAGGGCGUGCGGCUGCAGGGGGCGCAGGGCAGCGACCAGCUGGAAGACCUGGUGAUCCCCGCCAAGUACACCUUCGUGCUGGAGGGGAUGCCCCACGGCGCUCCGUACAACGUGGGGCAGAUGUACUACCAGUUCGGGGAAGCGAUCCGCACCGGAUCCGAUUGCCAGCCCGAUUUUGACGAAGCGGUACGGCUGCACCACUUCAUCGACGGGAUCCAGGCAGCGUCGGACAGCGGGCGGCAAGUGGCCAUCGAAUAG
Molecule: messenger RNA, 1095 nt
Organism: Geodia barretti
Lineage: Eukaryota; Metazoa; Porifera; Demospongiae; Tetractinellida; Geodiidae
Source: the annotation of a GenBank genome assembly